Molecule: messenger RNA, 1404 nt
Organism: Laccaria bicolor S238N-H82
Lineage: Eukaryota; Fungi; Basidiomycota; Agaricomycetes; Agaricales; Hydnangiaceae
Exons: 17
Coding region: 1-1404 (467 amino acids)
Molecular function (GO): NADH dehydrogenase activity
Source: RefSeq, a predicted model, not a curated record
AUGUUGCGCACAAAUCGUAUCUCUGCGAGACCAUUUCUCUACAAUCCCACCCGAAAUUUUAGCUCGUCUCUACCACGCAGCAAGGAGCGUCUCGUCAUUCUCGGUUCAGGAUGGGGAGGAUACGAAGUAUUGCGUGGCAUUGAUAAGAGCCAUUGGGACGUCACCGUUCUUUCUCCCAAUACUUAUUUCAACUUUACGCCUCUUCUCGCAAGUUGUGCCGUAGGAACUCUAGAAUUUCGAUGUGCGAUUGAACCCGUUCGACGAUACACGCCGAAAGUUACAUAUUACCAAGCGUGGUGCGAUGAAAUAGAUUUUACGCAGAAAACUCUCAAAUGUAUGCCUGCGACGCGUCCGGCAACAGCGGAGCCUCGGGAAGAAGAGGAUGCGACCACUCAGGAGCAUUAUGGCACACCAUUUACUCUGCGCUUUGAUAAGUUGGUAAUUGCUGUUGGUGCUUAUUCGCAAACCUUCAACAUUCCUGGAGUCAAAGAACACGCGCAUUUUUUGAAAGAUGUUAAAGAUGCCAGGAGGAUUCGCGGCCGUAUUCUCGAAUGCUUCGAGCAAGCAAACCAACCCACUAUGUCCGACAUUCAGCGCCGCAAUUUAUUGAAUUUUUGCGUUGUUGGUGGUGGACCGACCGGCGUAGAGUUUUCCGCCGAGCUCUUUGAUCUAUUGCACAGUGAUAUUGCCAAACAUUACCCUGUGCUCGCCAGACUCGCCAAAAUCACCCUUUAUGAUGUUGGACCAAGCAUUCUUGGAAUGUUCGAUAAAUCUCUAAUCCAAUAUACGGAGAAAACCUUUUCGCGAGAAGGCAUCAGUAUUCUAACAAGGCACCAUGUUGAACGGGUGGAAGCCCGCAAAUUAAUCGUCAAAGAACAAGGAGAAGUCCCUUUCGGUCUUUUAGUCUGGAGUACUGGAUUGGCACCCAACCCCCUUAUCAGCUCUAUAAAUGAAAUACAAAAAGAUGGAAAAAGUCUGAUUACCAACGACCACCUCAAUGUGAUCAUGAAGGACGGGUCGCCCAACCCUGACGUUUGGGCCAUCGGAGAUGCAGCAAAAAUUGAGGAUGCUCCACUACCGGCCACUGCUCAAGUGGCCAAUCAGAAGGGAAAGUAUCUUGUUAAGAAACUGAGAUACAUCGCGAGAGAUCAGGAGUAUCCAAAGCCAUUUGAGUUUCACAAUCAAGGUAGCCUGGCGUAUAUUGGAGAUUGGAAAGCCAUCUACGAUCGACCUGGGCCUCCAGGCUCUGAGGGAGGCUUCAUGCAGAAGGAGACAGGUCGAGCUGCAUGGCUGCUAUGGAGGUCUGCUUACUUCACCAUGACGCUCAGUUGGAGAAACAAGAUUUUAGUCCCAACCUACUGGUUUCUGAAUUGGAUUUUCGGCCGAGAUUUAACAAGAUUCUGA